AUGCACUUGCAAGGGGCCCCAAAUGAGAUCAUGUGCAGAGCCUUCCCCACCACACUCAAAGGGCCAGCUCGAGUGUGGUUCAGCAAGAUAACCCUUAAUUCUGUCUCAACUUUCAAGGAAUUAAGUGGGCUCUUCAUCAAACAUUUCAUUGGGGGUCAGCGAUGCAAGAGGUCCUCAACAAGCCUCCUGAACAUCAAACAGCGGGACGAUGAGAGCUUGAGGUUGUAUGUUACUCAGUUCAAUAAGGAGGCACUACUGAUCGACGAUGCCAACGAUAAAGUCUUGGUCACAGCCUUUACCAAUGGACUCCAAUCCGGAAAGUUCUUAUUCUCUAUUUAUAAGAAUGAUUUGAAGACCAUGGCUGACAUGCUAUACCGAGCCUUGAAGUAUAUGAACGCUAAGGAUGCCGUGAGCGCUAGAAAAGGGCGGUUCGAAGAAGCGGGAAAAACAUGA
Messenger RNA from Quercus robur (English oak), 453 nucleotides. RefSeq lists its product as uncharacterized. Bases 1 to 453 code for a protein of 150 amino acids. The record is from RefSeq and is a predicted model, not a curated record. The transcript has a single exon. Lineage: Eukaryota; Viridiplantae; Streptophyta; Magnoliopsida; Fagales; Fagaceae.